UCUGUUUUUACGAAACAUGGAGUAGAGUUGCUGAUGCCUGCGCUUUGCACCUCGUUCAUUUCGCAGGACAAUCGUCGACUCACGAUACUAAAGGCGCUCAUUGCCCAUCUCACAUUGCCUUUGUCUCCCACUUUCAUUGCCCUCGUCUGUCUCGUCUCCUGCCCCUAUCCCGUUGCAGCGCAGCAGACACGUAUAGCUGCCUCUCGCUGCCGUGAUGACGAGUCUUUCCAUGUAUGCAAUCUAGAUACCCGGAUUGUGAUCCCGCUGCUUUGGACUGCCGCAGUCAUAAUUCAAUCUGUGCGAGAGGAUGCGUUGCGAAUCAGCUGCGGUGCUUGUCUGUUCGUGAAAGGUGCAACUUGAGGCGGUUGAUGCGGACAAAAUGGCUUGUCGAGUUCAGACUGGAGCCGUAAACCCACACUAUUACGGCCUUCGCAGCUUCCGAAAGUGAAGGUGGGGUUGAUAACGGUUCUGACCGCUACAAGUUACCUAAGCCCCAUAAAAACGGC
This is a messenger RNA of Tilletiaria anomala UBC 951, 506 nucleotides long. RefSeq lists its product as uncharacterized. The transcript has a single exon. Bases 34 to 360 code for a protein of 108 amino acids. NCBI's taxonomy places the organism in Eukaryota, Fungi, Basidiomycota, Exobasidiomycetes, Georgefischeriales, Tilletiariaceae. The record is from RefSeq and is a predicted model, not a curated record.